AUGAAAUAUACACUAGCAUUUAGUUUGUAUCUCAUAUCUAUAAUCAGUGGAAAUUUAUACAAAGAAUCAAUUACAGGGUGUAAUUCACAUUGCACAUUAGAUGAUAUAAAUGACAUUAAUUGUUGGAGAAAUAACUUACAAUUUUAUGGAAAAAUAUUAGUUGGUCAAUUUAGAAAUUAUGUAUCAACACAGGCUAAAAUUUAUACAAUUGAAUCAGAUCCUAAUUUUGAUGUAUUUAUAAAUAAAUCAAUUGAUUCAAUGGAUGCCGUUAAAAGAUCAGGUUAUGAGGAUGAACAUAAAAUUAUUAAUAAAAGUGUUAUUACUGAUGUUGUAAAAGUAUUAAUAGAAGAUGUUAAAAAAUUAACUGAUGAUAAAAAUUUUCUUAAUGAUAAAAAUAUUCAUUUAGAUACCGUUUGUCCAACUGGUUGUGAAGUUAAUUAUAAUGUAUAUCUUGGACUAUCAAUUGCUUCAAUUAUUUUAAAUGUUCUCUUUGUUAUUUCUUAUUUUAUUUUAAUGAAUAUAAAAGAAAGAUUAGAUCUUAUUGAAUAUAAUGAAAAAGAGUCAUCAUAUACUGAACAAUGA
Messenger RNA from Strongyloides ratti, 582 nucleotides. RefSeq lists its product as hypothetical. The transcript is spliced from 2 exons. The record is from RefSeq and is a predicted model, not a curated record. The coding region runs from base 1 to 582 and encodes 193 amino acids. Lineage: Eukaryota; Metazoa; Nematoda; Chromadorea; Rhabditida; Strongyloididae.